Messenger RNA from Acanthaster planci (crown-of-thorns starfish), 5492 nucleotides. Its product is annotated as transient receptor potential cation channel subfamily A member 1-like. Gene Ontology annotation, molecular function: monoatomic ion channel activity; protein binding. Gene Ontology annotation, biological process: monoatomic ion transmembrane transport. Gene Ontology annotation, cellular component: transmembrane transporter complex; membrane. The record is from RefSeq and is a predicted model, not a curated record. NCBI's taxonomy places the organism in Eukaryota, Metazoa, Echinodermata, Asteroidea, Valvatida, Acanthasteridae.
CGUGAUAGAAAUAACUAAAACCUUUUCAGUAUGCAGUGCAUGUUUCAAGAAGCAACCCAAGUGUGCGGAAUAACCAUCAUUUCCCAGCGUACUCAUCCCACGGGCUAGUUUGAGGAAAACUGAGAAUUGGGACUCUGCUUUAGUCGUGCUGCUGAUGCACAGAUAGAAGCUUCUGCCACAUUGUAGACUUCUGUAACUCCGAACGCCCAACUCGCUGAAACAUUUUCCUAAUCACUGCUUCCAAUCCAGCAAAGUGGACGGACGCGGAUCGGUGAACGUGAAGACGAUGAGGGGCACACGAAAAUUCACGGAGCGCUGGAUCAGGGUGGCCAACAUCAGCAAGGAACGUGAGCAAAUCUCCCUGGAGGGCAGGGGCUCCUCGGCGGGCUCCACACGGUCGGCCGUGACACUGAAUACGAUGGUCGAUGGAAGCACUCAAGGUGGACGAUGUGAGCAUGGCAGUAAAUUUGGCUGGUGUAGCCCGGGAGGAUCGUCAUCCCCUGCAGAAAUGGCCAAGCUACCUUUGGAAGAUUUCAUAGAUACUGUACGGGAAAAUUCGGCUUUCAUCCAUGAAACGGACCUGAAAGGUGCCACGGUCUUGCACUACGCGGCUCAGAUGGGCCGUAAGGACUUGGUCGAACACAUCACUCUCUGCAGUGGAGACGUAAAGGCCCAAGACGCUAAGGGGGAAGCACCUUUGCAUUGGGCUGUGAGAGGCAACUCCCCGGACACCGUUCACAGUCUCAUGUUCGCUGGGGCAGAUCCUGCUGUACUCAACAACAUCAAAAUGGCACCACUUCACCUGGCCAGUGACUUGGACAUGCCAGACAUGAUUGAAGCCCUGUGUUAUCACAAAGAUAUGGACGUCAACAUGCCGGGGGAAUAUGGGCAGACACCAUUGCACUACUGCGCCAUCAAAAACGCUUUUGAAGCGGCCAAGAAACUCAUGGUUUACAAGCCACGCUACUGUAAACGAGACGAUAACGGCGUCUAUGUCAUCCACUGUGCCGCUACCCACGCCUCCAGAGACGUGCUGAAUAUGCUUCUCGAAAAAGCUGAAGAGGCUGGAUACCCAAGAGACUACGUGCUGAGGCAGAAGGACAAGGAGAACAACACGGCGCUCCACUCUGCCGUCAAUAGCGGCAGCGAGGAAGCGGUCCGGGUCUGCAUUGAAUUCGGCUCGCCCUUGGACGUGUUGCAGGAGGAUGAUUCCACGCCCCUUCAUCUGGCGGCUUCACAGGGUUCCUUGCCCAUCAUCAAGCUGCUACUGAGCCCUCCAGGAAGCGAGGCCACGCUGAGCAUGUGCGAUGUAGAGAAGAUGACCCCACUGCAUAGGGCGGCGAUGUUUGAUCACGUUGAUGUAGUGGAGUUCUUGAUAGCGCAGGGUGCCGAUAUGGACGCUGUCGACAAGAAUGGCUACAGUCCAGUACUCCGUGCCGUCUCUCGGGGCAGCUUUCGUUCAGCAUUGCUGCUUAACAAGAACGGGGCGGACUGCCGCCUCCGGGACUGCCAAAACAGGAACAUUCUUCACCUGGCCGUGUUAAGUGGGAAAGAUCUCAUGAAGUGCGGGCUGACGGCUUUGAAGUCGGAUAUACCAGUUCUCUUGAAUGACGUUGAUAACCGGGGUUGUACGCCGAUCCACUAUGCCACGCGAGACGGUAACAUCAAAUCUGUGAAGAGCUUGAUCGAACUCGGGGCCACGGUCAACCUGAAAGACUUCAAGAAACAGUCACCGCUACACUUUGCCGCCAAGUACGGGCGUUUUAACUCCUGCAAGCGUUUGUUAGACAGCUCCAUAGGUCCCAAUAUCAUCAACGACAUUGACGGAGAGGGAAUGACCGCCUUGCAUAUCGCCGCACUGAACGGCCAUGCCAAAGUUAUCCAACUGCUGUUACUUCGCGGGGCGUUGUUACACAGAGAUUACAAAGGACGUACGCCUCUUCAUCUAGCUGCAAUGGCGGGGUAUCAGGAAUGUAUGAAGAUACUUCUUACCACGCAUAAUUAUCUCCUUGACCAAGCCGAUGAUAAUGGGGAUACGGCAGUAAUUCUCGCUGCCAAAGAGGACCAGCCAGCCUCGGUGGAUUUCCUGCUGACUUACAACGCAUCCCUGGCCGUUAAAAAGGACAAAAAAGGCCUAAUGGCAGCGGCCGUGGCGGCCAACAACGUGGAAGUGGCCCAGGCUACUGUGGCUCACGAGAGAUGGACGGAGGUUCUUCGCUCGUACCUGAUCGAAGAGCCUGAGGCUACUCGAAACCUCAUCAGUAAAAUGCCGGAAGUGUACAAGAGAAUUUUGGAUCGAUGCCUGACGAGAUCAGCACAACCACCAGUCAGCGCCGACUUCUGGGCGAAAUAUGACUUCACUUGCCUGCAACCACCUCUGGAAGAACGCAUUCGAAGUAGGAAUGAAGGAUCGUCCAUCCCACCUCUGCACUCACUUAACCUCAUGGUAGAGAACAAUCAUAUGGAUUUGCUGUCGCAUCCGAUCUGCGUCGAGUACCUAAAUAUGAAAUGGAGAUCUUACGGUGUUUGGAUCCACACUGCUGCGAUGGCGUUCCACGUUAUCUUCGUUGCUUGCAUGACGUUUUUCAUAGUCGGCUCGUCAAAGUACUACGAUAAGAAUGCCAACCAAACCCUCGCCAAUACCGGUCUUAACGCUACCCCCGUUGCCACUUCUACGGACAUGCAGGACUCAGAUGAAAACGCUUUAUCUGAUUGGAUGCUUGCCUCCGCAUACGUCAUGGUCAUAUUUUCUAUAAUUAACAUCGUGAAGGAAUGCGGACAGAUAUAUAAGGAGCCCAGAAAGUAUUUCAGAGACUUCAUCAACUUGUUGGAGUGGGGUCUGUACGGAUGCACGCUGGUAUUCGCAGGUCCGUUCGUCCUUGGUUACGAAAAAUGCAAAUACAACGAUAUUUGCGAUUCCCAGUGGCAGUGUGGAGCAGUGGCCGCCUUCCUUGCUUGGUUCCUCAUGCUCUUGUACCAACAAAGGAUAAAUGCGGUUGGUAUCUAUGUAGUGAUGUUUCAGGUGAUUCUGAAGACACUUGUUCGCGUGUUGGUUGUUUUCGUCACCCUUAUCAUUGCUUUCAGCAUGUCUUUGCACAUGCUAAUGCAAUAUGAGGAAAACCAUGCUUUCCAGACCAUACCGUUGGCAAUUUUCCGUGUGUAUACCAUGAUGAUGGCAGAGAUAGACUUCAUCAACUCCUUCGUUGGUCCCACGACGGAUAACGACGAGACGACGAUGACUUUCGAGCACCUGACGUUCGCAUUCCUCACGCUGCUCAUUUUAUUCUUACCCAUCAUUCUCAUGAAUCUGUUGAUUGGUCUCGCCGUGGGUGAUAUUGCCAAGGUGCAACAGGACGCCAAACUCCAGCGGCUGGCCAUGCAGGUUGAGAUGUACACCGACAUGGAACAGAAGAUUCCUGCCAAACUGCUGGACUGGGUGGACAUGGACUACGUCUUGAUUUUCCCCAACAAGAAAACGGCUUGCCAACGUGAACACUAUGGGAACAAGAUGUGGAGGAAAAUGAAACACGUCUUCUUUGGGAAGGAUAGCAACUUGGAGCAAGUGGAGUCGGCAAUGAGGAGUGCUGGCCUCUCGAAAGGUUUCCAGGAGAACGGGCAGACCUGUAAUUCAGAGAUGGACGUCUUGAAAAACAAGAUAAAGUCACUGUCCUUCCAGAUGGAUAAGCAGUACGACCUCCUGCGUCUCAUUGUUCAGAAGAUGGAAAUUACCACCGAGGCCGAUGACCAAGAUGAAGGCACAGCACCCCCUACGGAACAUGGUUCGCGACUCAGAAUUGAUAUGGGUCAAGUGGUGACGGCAGCCGCCAUGAUGCGAGACGGGGACAGGGAGAGGCGUCUCCAGUUGUACCGUUCGCACCGCAAAGAAUCAUCUGGAAUUAAACCUCCAGAACCGUCCGUGUAAUAAGCUGGUAAAGUGUGCGCUCCUUUCUCUUUGUGAAUUGUUAAUCAGAGUGAUUGGGAAAGCAUGUGAAAGAAUCAGGUUUAACAAAUUUUUAUUAUAGAAAUGUGCAAUAUCCUUUUUUUUUCAUUACGCACGUUGUCGACCGUAUGCUUAGAUUUAUGUAGGCCUCCUUGCAUACUAUUUCAAUCAUGUGCACUACACACUACGUGUUAAUUUACUAUUUUUGUGAACUUGUUCUCCAAUAGGGCUAGGUUAGGAGCAGUUGUGAGCAGUGUUUAGCACAUAAUAAUCAUGAGAAACAAACAAAACGUAUUUGUAGGUUAUUUUUGAAUAUUCCGAAAUGUUUUCAUUAGUAUUGGAAAAUUGGGAACUAAAAUUUUAAGGCAUAACAUUUCAAAGGCAAAUAAGUGAGCAAGCAUUCAAAUGCACGUACGUCUGCAUCAUGAAAAGUUGAUCCCCCACUUGCGCACUUUUGGAAGUUUCUCCGCCAAGCAAUUGUACAAUUUUAGGAGUCCCACACCUACUCGUUGUCAUCAAUUUACAUCACAAGAGAAAGGCAGCUCUACCAAAUUUUUGUAGCACUUCCUACUGGUUAUACGCCAAACGUUCCGCUUAACUUGACAUGGGGAGCAGCUGUCGUUCAUGAGCUUGGCAAGAGAAUGCACGGGUAAGCAGAACACGACGUCAUUACGUCCCCAUGGCUAUAUUCCACUAAUUGUUAUGCGCUGCUGUUUUUAUCAUGUUGAGACGCUAGGAGUUGUGCGCAUUCUGUGGAAUAUAAGUCAUUCGUUGAAGGGAGUGGCACCCACGCGAAUAAAAUAUAUUUAAAAUUGCCUUCCUUGGCUCCAGUGAGAAGCUCGCGCUGAAUAAUGUACAAUAUUUGCGUUGAGUCUUUCGGAAUACUCAGUCGAAACAAUAUCUAAAGAAACCUUUCAAUCUUUCAAAUAAUAUUAUUAUGUCAUCUGUAAAGCAAACGUGAUAUUCUGCGAAACAAUUGGUCAAACAGAGUUUCUUAAACCUCGUGUGAAAACUUUGACUGUGUUAAAUAAAACAUUUUGAUGGUUUUAAUUAUCGCGGCGCAAUUUUAAAGUUUUUACCAGAUAAUAUAGCAUCCCGCCAGCGGUUAUUACUUUCCUUUAGUACAUGUAUAGCUAACUACUAUGUAAGCUAUCAGACAAUAAAUGCUACUGGGGGUAUAAGUUCAUGUUAUAGUUUUACAGUUAAAAUCGUAGUACGAGAAAUUCGCCAACCUUUUUCUUAAUUUGCCAUUUAAUUCUAGUAAUUAUCUGUAAAAUAAAUGUCUAUUUAAAGAAUUUUAUUUUUAUGACAUAGUAGGUUUCUUGAAAACAACAAACAGCAAAACAUCAAACCAGUAUUGCAUUAAUAACGUCCAUAAUAAUUGUAUACUAACUUUAUGACACAUGGUGAUAAUGGGAAAGAGACACAAUUGUUGUGGAAUUAGCGCAUUAUAGCUGAGUGUCUUAGGUGUUGCAAGUAAAUAUUUUGGGUUACAUGCAAGUACGUGUAUUAAAGAAGACAUUCUGCCCUUAUACUGUGACACGGUUAUCGA